Messenger RNA from Anopheles gambiae (African malaria mosquito), 1348 nucleotides. RefSeq lists its product as uncharacterized. NCBI's taxonomy places the organism in Eukaryota, Metazoa, Arthropoda, Insecta, Diptera, Culicidae. The transcript is spliced from 4 exons. The record is from RefSeq and is a predicted model, not a curated record. Bases 949 to 1347 code for a protein of 132 amino acids. Gene Ontology annotation, biological process: negative regulation of biosynthetic process.
GUGCGUCCCGUAGUCGUUGUUUACCUGCCAAGCGCGUCGUAUCGGUCGUCUAUCGCCACUUUGCCGGAAAAAGAAAGCACGGAAAACGCCCCACGCGACUUGGUGAGCAGGGGCAUUAGAACAGCACGCGGUCGGUUGACGUUGCGGAACACCCGGAAUAGCUCAAAAGUGCGUCUAAAAAUUUGGGGAGGGAAGCAGACAGCAAGCUCAAGCUCUACCGAAACGGGGAAAGGGGCGUCGUACGAAAAGCCAUCUGAUUAGAGCGCUCGCACGUGUGUGUGUGUUUGUGUGUGAGUGCGUGUGUAUGUGUGCACAGCCGUAUUUUUUCCCGCCGUCCUCUUUGCCUGUUCUGUUCGGUCAAGCUCACACAGCCUCACUUCCGGUUCCAGAACACGGGGUAAUUGAUCUCUCACUCGGUCUUUCUCUCCCUCUCUCUUGCUCCUUUGGUGUGUUGCCGACCGCGAAUGUAGGGCGCCAGAUGAUUGCACCAGUGUUGCCAGUGAUAUUGCAGCCGUGGUAGAAGAAAAACGUUCACCUUGAAGCAUCAAAAAGCUCGUGGGUGGGCUGCAGGCACUUGCCAACAGAAAAACACCUCCAACGGCACACACAUAUACACAGUGAGAGAUUGAGUGAGAGAGGGAGGACCCAUGGUGGUGCCAUCUACGCAUCGAUCGGAAGCAUAACUCGUACUCUCCCCGGCAUUGGGAAGCAAUCAUGCCAAGUACAUAGCGUGACAUAGAAACACAUUGUGGAGCAUUGAGAAAAAGGGUUUUUUUUUUGGCAAUCCGUGUGAAUUUGUGAGUGUUGAGAAGUUGAAAGAGGGAAACUUCGGAAGCGUCCCAGCAGCAGCAGCAGCAGCAGCAGAAGCUGCAGGCCUACCAAGGAAACCAAAGGAAAACAACACAACAAACACCCAUAACAACCAAGGCCGAAUCAAACCGCUUCUCGAUGCCAUACAUUCUCAUCCGCGGUAAUCUUGCGUCCUACGGUCACAAGCAUCCCUUCCGCGUGCUAGUUUCCGGCCUGAAAGCGGCCGACAUCGAGCAGCUGAACCGUUUCCCGUGCGGUGGGUACAGCGAUGAGUCCACCGUCGUCUAUCUGCAGCAUCCGUGCGUAAUGCUGACGGCACUGGAGGUACUCGGCUAUAGGGUCGUUGCGUCCUCGUCCACGGCCGUGAAGCAAGACUACAACGAGUACAUGUGGACGAUGCGGAAGGAGUUCAGCGAUCCUGAACCGUACCUCAGCGAAACGUCCUCGGCCGUGAUCGAGCGCGACAAUCUGGCCAACAGUGGCCGGGAGGGUGGCAGCUUUAACGGUGGGAACAGCAAAAUCGAUCUGCCCGAGUAGG